UUCUUUUAUACUGUGACAGAGGUAGUUCCAAUUUUAGAGUUGGCCUAUCACAGUAGAGGCUUAGCGUGGUUUAAACUUGCUAGCCUAUCGGUGGUGUCCAGACUGGUCCCAGCCCCACAGCACUCGGGAUUCAGAUGUCCGGAAUGGUGUUUGUGAAGAUUGACAUGAGUUGUCGGUUUUUACACAUUCCUCAGUUCCUGUUUUCUUGUUAUUCAGCAUUUUUCCAUCUUGUCUCAACCUUGUGGUUUGCACAGUCGACACCCUAGAUUAACAACAGCUUUUCUGCAGUCACGCUAUGUUUUGUGAUUAACAUGUCCUAUUUCUAUAAGACAUAUAUUUUUGUUAAAAAGAGAACAAAACCAUCCUUAACAAUAGCCCCCUUACCUACCGAUCUAUAAAUUACGUCUCCGUAAUCUAGCAUGGGUAGGAUGGUCAUCUGAAUCAGGGUUAGUUUGGCAGCUGGGGUGAAAGAGCAGCGAUUACGAUAGAGGAAACAACGUCUAGACUUAACCUUAGCCUGCAGUUUUGAUAUGUGCUGAGAAAAUGUCUUAGCUGAUUUGAUUUGGCUACAUGUAAAUUGAACAACACAGCAGCUUUUUGGCAUGUUUUGUUAUUUCUGUUUUAGUUUCCUCUUUUACAAUGGGGAGUCAAUAUGAAAAACAAAAAUGGUAUUCGCCAAUUUGUGUGCGUGGUCGAGGCUGAAUUUUUGUAUUCUUACGUGGUUCCAAUCAACUGGCGGUACUACGUCUUGAAAUCGCUAUUAAUUCUGGAUAUUGUGGUUUUCUUACAACCAGGAAAUGUAGAUGGUCCGUUUCUACAGGUGACGCGAGAGGCGCCUUCUUUUCCCCGACGCAGUUAAGCCAAAACCACGCCCCGUUAUUCACAGGCGUUCUACAACACUUUGAGCCCUCUCCAAGUCCGGAAGUGACUUUCGGGUCACUGAUUUAAUAACAUGUACCCUUGUAUUUCAAGAUUGAAAAAUAUAAUAACAUAAUGUCGUGGACAGAGCUAGCCAUUAACAUCCCUUAACGCUCAAAGACAGAUUCAAUGGCUGGGAGCAUAGCGUGUUCGACUGAAUGAUUAGCUAAUAAAUAUUAGAGAAAUUAUGAAUAAUAAGUGCAAGAGAUAAAGCCAGUUUCAGGUUGGAUAUUCAACGAAUAUUCACCUGUAGUUUUCCUUACGUCCACCAACGGCAGUUAGUGACAUCGUGACAAAUCUAGAGUUUCACAUUUCAAUAGCUCUUUAACCAUUACUCCUAAAAUGUUCAAACCUGGUUAUAGCUAACCCGAUGGCAUAGACAUACAUUGCAUACCCUUUAGUUUGUCACGAACUUGUUCUCAACUAGCCUACCUGGUUAAAUAAAGGUGAAAUAAAUAAAUACAAAAUAUGGGUGUCUAUCCACUGUACGCUUCUUAGGUGUCUAAUUGACAUGACCAAGAAGCUAUUGAAAUGUAAGUCAAUGAAAAAUGUACGUUAUGUGUGUGAUUUUACAGUACACAAACAAGAGUGUGGCUAGUCCGUGGACAUUCUGAACCUUGUUUGAGUCAAGUAAGUCCCAUGACCAAGGAGCUAUUGAAAUUCGAAUGUUAAAAAUGUUUGUACUUUGUUUACGCUCCCUAACUAAUUAAUCUAUGAAUACAAAAUGCUGCUCACAUUUCCACGUGUUUAUUAGCUUUGGAAAGCGAAUUAUUGUCCAAAUCGUAAAAAUAAGACAUAACACCUGUGCAAUGGUGUGUGCAAUUUUUCCAACAUCAUGACACUUAUUUGGAGUCUGUGGCUCAAGUGGUUUGAAAACGCGAAUAUCCUAAACUGUCUUUACCUCGGUAGUUCUGAGACAUUUUUACAACUCAUUAAAACUCAAAAAAUAUCUCUGCGCUGAUCGCCUGCGAGUGAGACAACGUUAGCUAGCCAAUGGGAGGGUAGUAGAACGCCUCUCUGAAUAAUGGGGGUAGUUUUCGCUUAAGUGCGUUGGGAAAAAGAAAGACUCAGGUGAGAUACACAAACGCUCGUAUUUGCUCGUAGUAAGGAAACGAGUAACUUUUUACAACACAUAUUACAUUUUAUUGACAUAUUAAUGGCCAUAUACAGCGAAAGAGUAGCAGUGAAAUGUCCCUUUAAAUAGGCUGCAAAUGGCUGAAAUUAUUUUUAAUAGAAAGGCACUCCAAAAAAACUACAUAUACCACGAAACAGUCGACCGGAAAUGUAUUUAGGAUGCGGAAACACGUGCAACAGCGGAAGAGAAUGUAUACAAUGGAAAUCAAAAAAUCAAUUAAGUUAUGAAAACACCAUUAAUUGUCUUUCUUUGUCGCAGCUGCACAUUAAAAAAAUGGCGGAUAUCUAGACACAGUCAUUUAGAUCUCGUUUAUCCACGGAUACAUAGAGCGUUGAGUUACUGGAUGAAAACGGCUACAAACGAGAGGUUUAUUUAUGAUAUUUAGAACUACUGGAGAAGCACAGUUUCCUGGAAAGCAGCAUGAGCUGAUAGUUCCUGAGGUCUUCCAGAAGAGGUGGCAAAAGAGAGAGGCUGACCGGAAGAUGCCAAGAAAAAAACAACAGAAUCCUCAAUCUGUCAAGUUGGAUUCUGAAGAUGGUGUAGUAACCAUUGGAGCUCCAGGAAUCCUCACCUUGGAGGCAGAUUUCCUUCUGGGACACGACCUUGAGUUUUGUGACUCCGACCAUGACAAGAUCCUAGGCCUGGACGACAAGUACUCAGACUCUGUAGCAGCUGAGAUCUCUGUGUACCCUCUGGGUGAUGAGGAGAGUUGUGCCUUCAGCAGUCUCAGUAUGACGAGGCAGUGUGACCAGGAGCAGGGCCCUGAGUCCCAGCCCGACCACGAGCCCCCUUACCUGUCCUGCCGCGGCUGUGGUCUGGACCUAGUGGGACCCUACUGUCACCGUUGCUGCAAGGGAGAAAGGGGGGAAUUCAGAGGCUUUCGCUCCGGUUCGCGAUCACAAGCGGACGAUAGCGAGGAAGGGGACGGAGGCGGGAUGGACGGCGCUGAUGGAACGGACGAUAACUCCAUAAUGGGUGACGACGGUCCCAACUCCAAGCGCCACUCCUGCCAGUUGUGUGGGUUCUCCUCACGCUAUGCCAAUCACGUCAAGAGGCACAUGAAGACUCACAACGGGGAGAAGCCGUACCGCUGUCCCCUGUGUACCUACGCCUCAGCCCAGCUGGUCAACCUGAAGAGACACCUGAGGAUUCACACUGGGGAGAAACCAUACAGCUGUGACCGCUGCUCCUUCGCCUGCAGUUCCCUGGGCAACCUGAAGAGGCAUCAGAGGAUGCAUGUGGUGGGACAGGAAGCAGUCAGACCUGCUAGUCGACCUCCUAUUGGUCCCUCUGCAGGUGGGUAUGGUCUGAAGAGGCCCCGGGAGGAGGAGCCUAGUGCUCCAGCUGAAGAAGCCCUAAGGCCUGACCUGAACCUCCAUGUAGGAGGCCAUAACAGAGACUACCUGCCAUGCUCUGAUGGACUGAAGGUACCACCAGAACUCCCUGAGCACCAGCCCUCAAGACUUCUGGAGGCGCCUGACUGUGGACCUGGGGCUGAGUCCGGGGGUAGGGUUGGGGCUGUGGUGGGAGCGAAGUCCGAGGACAGAGAUUCGCUCCCUCCUCUCCCCUUCCUCUUCACCUGUCGUCUCUGUGGUAUCCCCAUGGAGGACGAGGACGGCUCCACCACCCAGAUCUGUGCCAAGUGCACCCUGGACAUGCUGAACAAGGACUCAUCUGGUCCCAACAGCCCCGGGGAGCGUGGGGAUAAGGUCUACACCUGCAGCGCCUGUCCCUUCCUCACCCACUACCCCAACCACCUGGCGCGACACAUGAAGACGCACAGCGGAGAGAAGCCGUACAAGUGCCCUCAGUGUGACUACGCCUCCGCCCACUUCGACAACCUGAAACGCCACCACCGCGUGCACACGGGCGAGAAGCCGUACAAGUGCCACCUGUGUGACUACGCCUGUGGGAACCUGGCUAACUUAAAACGCCACCAGCGGGUCCACUCAGGCGCCAAGCCGUUCCAGUGCGCAGUGUGUAGCUACAGCUGUAACCAGAGUAUGAAUCUGAAGAGACACAUGCUGAGACACACGGGAGAGAAGCCUUAUAAGUGCCAGCAAUGUGGAUACACCACGGGACACUGGGACAACUACAAACGACACCAAAAGAAACAUGGCCUCGCCACCGACGGAUGGGUCAAAGUUCAGAUGCCAGGUGCCCAUGAGGAAGAGGAGGAGGAGGAGGAAGAGAGGGAGGUGGGACAGCCACAGAGUAAAGAAGGAGAGUUGGUGAUGCAGUAUAUGUCCAGAUAAGGAGAGGAAGAGCUGGGACAUACAGUAUAUGUCCAGAUGAGGAAGAGCUGGGACAUACAGUAUAUGUCCAGAUGAGGAAGAGCUGGGACAUACAUUAACAUGUAAAUAAAAGAUCAAUCCUAGAUUGUUUUGUUAUUUUUGUCAAAGAUCUUCAGCGGCUGCUAUGUAGAAUCAUGCUAAAUCUAAAAUGAUUGUGAUUAUUCUGCCUUUGGACACAGAGUUGGACGGAGGGAGCUAUUUAGAUUGUUGUUGCCUGACAAAUGGACUGGGGGGGGAAUGUUCUACUUUAACGUUCCCCUAAAGCCCAAAAUGCUGCCUGCUUUGUCCACCAUAUGCUGUUUCCUUACACACACCAACUGUGCCCUACAGCUCCUCCAAACAUCACUGCACACUAUGACUUACAACCACUAAUUGACCUCUUCUUACAGAUGUAGGACCUUCAUUUGAACCAGUUUUGCUACAGCAGGAGAAUAAUCCUGCUGCAACAGGAAAUGUGGAUUAUAAUUCAUGGACAUUUUUGUAGGGGUUGGAUACAUUUUUCUUCAGGGCAAAUCAAGUCAAAUUUCAAAGUGGAAAGUCAAAUUUAGAAGCUUUAAAAAAUAAAAACUCAUACACUACAAGCAAGCUUGGAAAAUUGUCAGCAACAAAAGUAAUCAAAUUAAGAUCCUACAUCUGUAUCAGUUUAGUCUACUAUUCCAACCUCUCUACUGUCCACUUCACCUUCCAUAGCUCCUCCCUGCUCUCCUCCUCAACCCCUUAAUCCUUAUAUCUCCAUGACAACCUGGGGCGUGUUCAGCAGGGCACAGCGUUUUGGAACAUUUCUAUGUAGAACAAUUUAAUGUCUGCCCUAUUCAUGGUAUUUCUAUCUGCUACGUUCCAAAACAUCUGGCUACUGAACUUGGCGUCGUUGAGAAAGGCCCUCGGACGGAGAGUGUAUGGAUUUAGCCUGAUCCCAGAUCUGUUCCUGCUCUCUUGCUGAUCAACUGCUGUCAAUGACCAUAGGUGUUGGCAAGACUGCACAAACAGAUCUGGGACCAGAGGUGUAUACUAUAAAGCAGGAUCAGAGUUAGCCAGAGAACUUUGAUAAACAGCCAGAAAUAUAAACUUAGAUACACUACAUGACCAAAAGUAUGUGGACACCUGCUCGUCGAACAUCUCAUUCCCAAAUCAUGGUCAUUAAUAUGGAGUUGGUCCCCCCCCUUUACUGCUGUAACAGCCUCCACUCUUCUGGGAAGGCUUUCCACUAGAUGUUGGAACAUUGCUGCGGGGACUUGCUUCCAUUCAGUCACAAGAGCAUUAGUGAGGUCGGGAACUGAUGUUGGGCGAUUAGGCCUGGCUCGCAGUCGACGUACCAAUUCAUCCCAAAAGUGUUCGAUAGGGUUGAGGUCAGGGCUCUGUGCAGGCCAGUCAAGUUCUUCCACACCGAUCUCAACAAACUAUUUCUGUAUGGACCUUGCUUUGUGCACGGGGACAUUGUCAUGCUGAAACAGGAAAGGGCCUUCCCCAAACUGUCACAAAGUUGGAAGCACAGAAUCGUCUAGAAUGUCAUUGUAUGCUGUAGCAUUAAGAUUUCCCUUCCCUGGAACUAAGGGGCCCGAACCAUGAAAAACAGCCCCAGACCAUUAUUCCUCCUCCACCAAACUUUACAGUUGGCACUAUGCAUUGGGGCAGGUAGCGUUCUCCUGGCAUCCGCCAAACCCAGAUUUGUCCGUUGGACUGCCAGUUGAUAAGCGUGAUUCAUCACUCCAGAGAACGCAUUUCCGCUGCUCCUGAGUCCACUCCUGACGAAGCUUGGCAUUGCGCAUAGUGAUCUUAGGCUUGUGUGCGGCUGCUCUGCCAUGGAAACCCAUUUCAUGAAGCUCCCAACAAAACAGUUAUUGUGCUAACGUUGCUUCCAGAGGCAGUUUGGAACUUGGUAGUGAGUGUUGCAACCGAGGACAGAUGCUUUUUAAGCGCCUCAGCACUCGGUGGUCCUGUUCUGUGAGCUUGUUUGGUCUACUACUUUGUGGCUGAGCUGUUGCUGAUCCAAGACAUUUCUGGUUCACAAUAACAGCACUUACAGUUGACCGGGGGCAGCUCUAGCAGGGCAGAAAUUUGAUGAACUGACUUGUUAGAAAGGUAGCAUCCUAUGACGGUGCCACGUUGAAAGUCACUGAGCUCUUCAGUAAGGUCAUUCUACUGCCACUGUUUGUCUAUGGAGAUUGCAUGGCUGUGUGCUUGAUUUUAUACAACUGUCAGCAACAGUGUGGCUGAAAUAAUAUCCGAAUCCACUCAUUUGAAGGAGUGUCCACAUACUUUGUGUGUGUGUAUAUAUAAUUAUUUUUGGGGUUGUUGAGUCAGAGUAGACCAUUCCCAUUUCAAGUUGAACUUUCCCCCCAAAAAAUACAAAUAAACAAUUUUCUGAAUAUUUAAGGAAAGUUGUAGUAGAAACUCUCAGGCUAGUGUAGUGCGUUGCUUUGGAAACGCUCAGGCUAGUGUAGUGCGUUGCUUUGGAAACGCUCAGGCUAGUGUAGUGCGUUGCUUUGGAAACGCUCAGGCUAGUGUAGUGCGUUGCUUUGGAAACGCUCACUGUGUUCAUAUUAACUGUGAAGGCCAUUUUUGUUAUGUCCUCCUGUUUGUUUCUACUUGAAGAAGCAAGUAUGCUUCCCAAAUGCACCCUAUUUCCUAUGGGCCCUGGUCUAAAGUAGUGCACUACAUAAGGAAUAGGGUGCCAUAGGGCUCUGGUCUAAAGUAGUGCCCUAUAAAUGGAAUAGGGUGCCAUAGGGCUCUGGUCUAAAGUAGUGCCCUAUAAAUGGAAUAGGGUGCCAUAGGGCUCUGGUCUAAAGUAGUGCCCUAUAAAUGGAAUAGGGUGCCAUAGGGUUCUGGUCUAAAGUAGUGCCCUAUAAAUGGAAUAGGGUGCCAUAGGGUUCUGGUCUAAAGUAGUGCACUAUAAAUGGAAUAGGGUGCCAUAGGGCUCUGGUCUAAAGUAGUGCCCUAUAAAUGGAAUAGGGUUCUGGUCUAAAGUAGUGCCCUAUAAAUGGAAUAGGGUGCCAUAGGGCUCUGGUCUAAAGUAGUGCCCUAUAAAUGGAAUAGGGUGCCAUAGCCCGAGACGACGUGUAGUAAAGUGUCAACUGAAUAUAUAUAUAUAUAUAGCGUUUAUUUUGUUUACGUGACUAUUCUCAUUAGAAGUGCAUCUCUUAUUUGUUUUAUAACUAUUUUCCCCUUAAUCUUGAAUGUGUGAUGUGCCAUGAAGCUUGUUAUACGGGAGAAAUAUACAUAAUUACCAUGAACUUUACAUCUUAUCAAGUCGAUUUGUUACUAUAUGCAGUAAAACAAAUAUCAGGUUGUUAACGAAAUGAUGGAUAAUCUUAAAUGCAUUGAUUAGUCUAGCCUGGAGCCACAUUUCUUGUGAUGGGGUUGGGGUCCAUUUCAGAAGUAAACAGAUUCAAAAGGAUAAUUGGAAUUUCACUUUCAAUUUGAAAUGGAAUUCAUCCCAACCCUGGCAGAAUGUACUUUACCCCACCCCCCUCUGUGUGUAGAAGGUGAGACGUCUUGUGUGUGAGCAUUAAGACAGACGUGUGUGUGUGUGGCGCUUAAGGCUAUGUCCAGCCCUACCUAUCUACGGUCCAAGUGUAACUCUUGUUCUGAUGGUUUCAUACUUGCCUUAAGUAUCUUGAAAUAAACACGAUGUGUUCACUCA
Messenger RNA from Salvelinus fontinalis (brook trout), 7987 nucleotides. It is a transcript of the gene znf513a, whose product is annotated as zinc finger protein 513a. The coding region runs from base 2428 to 4308 and encodes 626 amino acids. Gene Ontology annotation, cellular component: nucleus. The transcript is spliced from 5 exons. Gene Ontology annotation, molecular function: DNA-binding transcription activator activity, RNA polymerase II-specific; RNA polymerase II cis-regulatory region sequence-specific DNA binding. Lineage: Eukaryota; Metazoa; Chordata; Actinopteri; Salmoniformes; Salmonidae. The record is from RefSeq and is a predicted model, not a curated record. Gene Ontology annotation, biological process: regulation of transcription by RNA polymerase II.